AUGACCAAGACGCAAUCCAACUUCUCUCAACUAAAGGACUUCCUGGGAUAUCUAGCCACAGUGAAGGGGGAUCUAUCGAAUAUCACCGCUCCGCCUUUUGUUCUCUCACCAAAAUCUGUAACCGAAAUCCCUGCGUCAUGGGCAGAGCGCCACCAGCUCUUCUUGCAACCGGCAGUAGAAGACGACCCAGCCCGGCGAGCCCUGCUCAUCCUGAAGAACUUUGUCUGCAGCCUCAAGCGCCAAGUCUACAGUGCCGCCUCGGAAGAGUCAGACGGCGGCGCCAAGAAGCCCCUCAACGCCUUUCUGGGGGAGCUGUUCUUGGGCACGUUUGAGGACGAGGCGUCGGGGAGCCGGACACAGCUCGUUUCGGAGCAGGUGUCGCACCAUCCGCCCGUGACGGCCUGCUUCUUGUACAACCGGGACCACCGCAUCUCGUCGUCGGGUUACGUGGCGCAGGAAACCUCAUUCAGUCCCACCAGCGGCGUCACGGUCCGGCAGGUCGGACAUGCCAUCAUCCGCGACGAGACGCAUGGCGAGAGCCACCUCAUGACGCUGCCGGUCAUGGCCAUCAAGGGCCUCCUCGCUGGCAAGCCGUAUCCAGAGUUGCAAGGCACGUGUUACAUCUCGUCGAGUUCGGGGUAUCUGGCGACAAUCGAGUUUGAAGGCAAAAAGGCACUGGGUUUCGGCACCAAGAAUUGCGUCAGCGCAGAACUGAGGAAUAUUCGGGACGGCGGAAAGCUGCUGUAUGAGCUGGAGGGACAAUGGAACGGGAAACUUACCAUCAAGGACUCCGCUCAAGGAUUGAAUCUUGAAGAGUUUGAUGUAGACGAUAUGCCGCACACCGAGCUGUGCGUGAAGCCGCUUGAAGAGCAAAGCCCGUGGGAGUCUCGUCGAGCAUGGGCGGGAGUUCUAGAGGGCAUUCGCACGGGCGACAUGCGAGCCGUAAAUGACGCCAAGAGUCAGAUCGAGGAGGCCCAAAGGGAGAUUCGCGAGGUUGAGCGCGAGGCGGGUGUCGAGUGGCAUAGGGUCUUCUUCACGAAUGCGGAUUCGCACCAGGAGUUUGAGGUUUUGGCGGGACCGAUACCCGAUGAUGAUGCCAAGAGCCUUCGACAAGAACGAACGGCAGGUGUCUGGAAGUUUAUCGGCAUCGAUGCGGCUGAGAAGAUUCUCGAAUCUGGAAAUUUUCACUCAUCUCUUGAGCCUACUGGCCAGCCAACACGACACACGUAG
Messenger RNA from Pestalotiopsis fici W106-1, 1230 nucleotides. RefSeq lists its product as uncharacterized. Gene Ontology annotation, molecular function: oxysterol binding. Bases 1 to 1230 code for a protein of 409 amino acids. The record is from RefSeq and is a predicted model, not a curated record. Gene Ontology annotation, cellular component: membrane; cytosol; intracellular membrane-bounded organelle. Gene Ontology annotation, biological process: maintenance of cell polarity; exocytosis; endocytosis. The transcript has a single exon. Lineage: Eukaryota; Fungi; Ascomycota; Sordariomycetes; Amphisphaeriales; Sporocadaceae.